Exophiala aquamarina CBS 119918 is the source of this 2496-nucleotide messenger RNA. RefSeq lists its product as uncharacterized. NCBI's taxonomy places the organism in Eukaryota, Fungi, Ascomycota, Eurotiomycetes, Chaetothyriales, Herpotrichiellaceae. The record is from RefSeq and is a predicted model, not a curated record. Bases 1 to 2496 code for a protein of 831 amino acids. The transcript is spliced from 5 exons. Gene Ontology annotation, molecular function: chitin synthase activity. Gene Ontology annotation, cellular component: cell septum; cell periphery.
AUGCUCGACCUAAACAACGACUUUCUCCAACUUCAUAAUACAUCCGGUGCUUCGUAUCUUGAGACUGUUGAAAGACCACAUCUACCGGUCCUUGAACAAGGUUACCAACGAUGGGGCGAUGAUGACCUAGGCCAGACACCUCGCCGGCAGUAUGUACGUUAUCAGCGAUUCCGAGGGAUGCACCACAUUCUAGAUCUACCUGUUGCGCCUAAACUCUACAACAGUGUCAAUCCUGUGCGGUCUGGAUUACAACAGAGGUACCAAAAGGCUUCUCGGAACGAGUUCUCCCAUGUGAGGUAUACACCCGUCACUUGCGACCCAUCCGAAUUUGUCCAUGAAGGAUAUACCUUACAGCAACAGUUAUUCAAGAAGCCUAGGAAGACCGAGAUAUGCAUCGCAGUUACGAUGUAUAAUGAAGAGGAGUGGCUUCUGGGUAAGACCUUGGAAGCUCUCCAUCGAAACAUCAAAAAUCUUCAAGGAGAGGAAAGAGCCGCACCAUGGGGCCCAAGUUCUUGGCAGAAAGUAGUGGUUUGCAUCAUUUCUGAUGGGCGUAACAAAAUCAAUCGGAAGACCAAGGCACUAUUAGCUGCACUUGGGGUCUACCAGGAUGUUGGUAUAAUGCAGAGUGUGGACGGUCGAGAUGUCACGAUGCAUUUAUUUGAGUACACAACUCACAGCGUUAUUCGUUGUGAUGGCAUGCAAGUAUCCCUUGACCUUGAUUCCGCAGGAGGCGUCCCCUGCCAAACGAUCUUUUGUCUGAAGGAGAAGAAUCAAAAGAAGAUCAACAGUCACCGCUGGUUUGUGACAGCGAUAUGCGAAGUCUUAGACCCUGCUAUCUGCGUCUUCCUGGAUGCUGGAGCCAUCCCCAGAGAUGAGGCUCUCUACCAUUUAUGGAAACCUCUGCACGAAAACCCCACAGUGGCUGCGACGACAGGCUUCUGCACAAGUUAUGCGAAUUCAGCUUUAGCAGAAACUAUAAAUCCCAUUGUCGCAUUCCAAAAGUUUGAGUAUCAACUCACUAACACCCUUGAGCGGCCAGUGGAGGCACUUUUUGGUCGACGUUUUGCUAUUAACAAGGGCGGAUUCGCGGCCUAUCGAUGGACGACAGCAUCUAAUCCAGACGGCAUUUUUCGGAGCUACUUCGAUGCAGAAAGGGCGUACAAUGAAAGCCCCUCUCGAGCGAAUUUGCUUCUCGUCGAAGAUCGGACAAUAUCGGCCAAUCUACUGCAUACCAACCUCGAUGUCUGGCGAACGAUACCGGUUGAUUCUGCAACUGUAGAUGUGGAUAUUCCUCUCAGCUUUGAAGAAUUCUGCCUUCAGCGCCGUCGAUGGCUCAAUGGCGAUUUCUACGCCACGCUACAUGAAGUAAAAAGUACUCCUCGCUACAUAUCAUUCGGCACGUCUACAAAAUUGAUCAGGUGUCUUGGACUACUAGUAGGUGCCUUCUAUCAAAUACUGAUGACUGGAUUGCAGUAUUUCGCCGUUGGCAAUUUGUUUAUCUUCUUCUUUGUGCUCACAAACUCCAUGUACUCCAACACCUUCUGGGGAGCCGGGGGGCAUUGGGUGACUUUGGUGUUGACCUACUUAUACGUUUUGGGGUUUGCCGUCGGUGUGCUACUCUCCAUAGGAAACCGUCCUCAGUCAACCAAGCUUUACGCAUGUCUUUCUUUCCUGUGGAUUAUGUUCGGAGGAUACCUCUUUGCUGUCCUAGUAUACUUCGUGGUCCAAGCUUCUCAUGAGAUCAAUCGACUAUCGGGAUUCUCCAACUCAAGUUUAUUACGAGGGCAGCUGUUUUUAUUUCUCGUGUGGCCACUAGCUGGCAUAAUUACUAUCUGGCUUAUUGCUCCGCUUACACUUGGACAGAAGCCACACACGCUAGCAUCGUCUACUUGGUAUCCGCUGUGGCUCGUUGUCCAUGUCAACCUUGUAUCCGCAUAUGCAUGGUGUAAUGUCCAUGAUAUUAUAUGGGGUGUGAAAGGCAAUGAUCGCCCAGAAGCCUUGCCUAUAGUGAAAGUCAACAACGACGUAGUUAUACCAGACACUGAUGUCUACAAAGAAAUUGACCCCCAGUCAGGAGAUCUUAUUCUGCACAACUUUAUCGAUCAUGUCCAGAUUCUAGACGGCUUACUUGAAGCGAACCUCGACGAGUGUCAAUCGAGAACGCUUCCUGAGACUCGAACAAGAGAUAUAAGUACGAAGCAGGCGGAUAGUUAUCGGACCUUUCGUACCCUCACUGUGUUUCUAUGGAUUACUCUGAAUAGUUUCUUAGUAAUGGUGGUCAUCAAUAUCCCCAAAUUAUCGACAUUCCGACCAACAGCUAGUGGAGGAGAGGGCCUAUUGUACAUAGGCAUUAUCCUAUGGGCUUACGCUGGAUUGACAGGAUUUCAGUAUGGGUGCACGAUCCUUUACGCGAUGAGAAAAUCUUGGAGAUGGGUUCUUACAAAGCUUAUGACUGGUAGGCUGGGACGGAUGAAUCAGUCUCAAGGUGAGGCGUAA